ACAGACAAUCUGUGUUUAUCCUAGAGCAGCAGUAUGACUGUUGUCUUCUGGAUCUGUUGAGAUGGACUGAGGGCUGCGGCGCAGAGGACAGACUAAACAACCCUAAGACUACGUCCACUUGGUAGGAAGUUGAACGCUGGGAGGAAUUCUCCCCGAUCUCGGUCGCCCCCUCUCCUCCUCCUCCGCUCCCGGCCCGACGAGGCCGGGGAAUGUCCCGGCGGCGAGAUGCCUUAUGUGGACCGACAGAACCGCAUUUGUGGUUUCCUGGACAUCGAGGAGAAUGAGAACAGCGGCAAGUUCCUGCGACGGUACUUCAUCCUGGACACACAGCAGGGGAGCCUGGUGUGGUUCAUGGAUAACCCUCAGAACCUGCCCGUCGGUGCAGACUGUGUUGGUUCACUCAAGCUCACCUACAUCUCCAAGGUCAGUGAUGCCACCAAGCAGAGGCCCAAAGCAGAGUUUUGCUUUGUCAUCAAUGCUGGGAUGAGGAAGUUCUUCCUUCAGGCCAAUGAUCAGCAGGACCUUGUAGACUGGGUCAUCGCUCUCAAUAAAGCCACCAAGAUCACCGUGCCAAAGUCGUCAGAAAGCCACCAGAAUUCAGAGAACCAGAAAGUUUUGCCAGACGUCGUCGGGCCCAAGAAGCAAGUUUCCUACAGGACGGACAUAAUCGGUGGAGUUCCCAUCAUAACCCAAACCCAGCAUGAAGGCGGUGACGGUGCGAACAGAUCAGAGCGCGAGGCGCUGCAGCGCUCCCACAGUCAGCUGCCGUACUUCCUGGGCAGGCCGGCUCAGGAACAGAGCGUCAUCAAGUCAGGCUACUGUGUGAAGCAAGGAGCCGUGAUGAGGAACUGGAAACGUCGCUACUUCCUCCUUGAGGAAAACGCUAUGAGCUACUUCAAGUCAGAUUUGGAGAAAGAGCCUCUGAGGAUGAUCCCUCUAAAGGAGGUUCAUAAGGUCCAGGAGUGCAAACAGAGUGACAUCAUGAUGAGAGAUAAUCUCUUUGAAGUCGUCACCACAUCGAGGACGUUUUACAUCCAGGCGGACAGCCCAGUGGAGAUGCACAGUUGGAUAAAGGCCAUCUCAGGGGCCAUAGUAGCUCAGCGGGGACCUGGGCGGUCGGCUGCCACAAUGCGGCAGGCCAGACGGCUGUCGAACCCCUGUAUACAGAGGUAUACAUCUCGAAUCGGGGAGUGCAGCGGCACUCUGCUGCAGCUGUGUACCUGUCUUAGAUGUGUGACAUCCUGCUUGUCUCUCCUCUUCCCUCCUGUCCGCUGCCUGAACACGGCAACCGAUCCACGUUCUACCGCAGCCCAGCGGCUGCCGCCGUCCCUCGCGCGCCCGUACCUGCCGUGCCACCAUGCAACCCAGAGCGGGGCGAUGCUGUCUCGUGCGGCGCACGCCCGCAGCCUGGCGUGGGACAGCGAGCACUUCAUGAGCCUGCUGCCACGCCCCGUUCACAGCCACACGCCAGCACGCCUGUCCCUGCAGGAGACGCGCCUCGCAAAGUGACCUCCCAGCCGCCCGCCAGCAUCACCGUGGCGAGCGCCGAGGAGUCGCCGUGGAGACGCCGAAGCAGCUUCGAGCCCCAGGCGCCCCAGACGCAUCUGGACAUUGACGACACGGAUCUGCCAGUGAGCGAGGUCUGACCGACUCUGAGCUGGACUUGAAAGCCUUCUCCCCUGCACCCCUCGGACACACAGGUCACACCGUGAACCCGGGCUUCGGUUUGCUAAACCAGGCCAUAACACAAACUCUUCGUCGGAGCGCUUCCAUCGACACCGCCGAACCGCACUCCUCUGCCAAAGACGACCCAGCGUUCUCCCAAACUCCCGGACUCUGGAUGGGGUCCGAGCCAAGCUACACGUUUUACUUGUUCUGAAUGAAAUUCAGCGUCAGAGCUUUAUUUUAACACACAUAGGCACAGAGAUUUUUUUUUUCUUUUAGUAAAUUACUUUGUGCCAACUAAAUAAGGGAGCUUUGAACAAUACAAGCUUUUCUCCUCAGUGUUUGAGGGUUUUUAAACUUUAGAGUUCCUUUUUGUUGUUGUUUUUUUAAUUUUUUUUUUUAAAUCCACUAAUGCUAGACUCCCCGGUUCAUUCACACACUAAACAAACUGACACUGGAUAAAAUGGUAAGAAGUUAAUGUUUGCAGCCAAAUGUAUUCCUGCUUGAAAAUCUUCCACUGACCUCUUUGUUUUCAAGUGUCUCUUAAGUUCAGUCUGCAUUUAUAGCUACAUACAUCUUAAUGUGUAAAGCUGCCGCUUGUUCUUUCUCCCACCUUUAGUGGGUUCUCAAUUUGGUUUAUAGAGAACCAAAUCAGAGGCUGAAUACGCUUCUUCUUCAGACUACAUUUUCGUACGCCUUGCUUUGCUGCGUUUUUAAGUGAAAACGCAUUGAACUCGUGUGCAUUUUGACUAAACGGUGAGAGUCUCCCCACACAUCUGCCUCACAGAAAACAUGGAAACACUGAAAUUAGUCACUCGCCUCAUUUGCAUGCAAAUAUCUCAACGACUCUUCAGGUGAUCUUUGUUUGUGUUUGUUGUUUAUUUACAGGCCCGUUUGUUGUUGUGAGUUGGCAGAUUUGUUUCAAAUGCUUUUAGAUUUGAGUUUUCUUGUAUCUGUACCUUCAGUAUAAUUCUAAGCAGCUACCAAACGGUGUUAUUGGAAAAAAAACCCACAAACACACAACUCACUGUAAUCCUACUAGAUAAUGCACACUCAUCUUUAUUUUUCUUUUAAGUGCCUGUCUUACUUCAGUUUACUAAACUCAAGCUAUUUCACUCCCAUUUCCGUCUGGUGUUUGAAUUGUUUCUAUUUAUUAAGUGGAUGACUUGAAAGAAAUAAACACUGAAAAUGUG
This is a messenger RNA of Gambusia affinis (western mosquitofish), 2858 nucleotides long. Its product is annotated as pleckstrin homology domain-containing family A member 1-like. The record is from RefSeq and is a predicted model, not a curated record. Gene Ontology annotation, molecular function: PDZ domain binding. The transcript has 14 exons. The coding region runs from base 226 to 1509 and encodes 427 amino acids. NCBI's taxonomy places the organism in Eukaryota, Metazoa, Chordata, Actinopteri, Cyprinodontiformes, Poeciliidae. Gene Ontology annotation, cellular component: cytoplasm; membrane.